Piliocolobus tephrosceles (Ugandan red Colobus) is the source of this 1000-nucleotide messenger RNA. It is a transcript of the gene ZBTB8A, whose product is annotated as zinc finger and BTB domain containing 8A. The annotation marks the transcript as partial. The transcript has 2 exons. The record is from RefSeq and is a predicted model, not a curated record. Lineage: Eukaryota; Metazoa; Chordata; Mammalia; Primates; Cercopithecidae. Gene Ontology annotation, biological process: regulation of transcription by RNA polymerase II. Gene Ontology annotation, molecular function: DNA-binding transcription factor activity, RNA polymerase II-specific; protein binding; RNA polymerase II cis-regulatory region sequence-specific DNA binding.
CUUCAGAAUGGAGAUCUCCUCUCAUCAGUCUCACCUCCUGCAGCAACUGAACGAGCAGCGCAGGCAAGAUGUAUUUUGUGACUGCAGUAUUCUAGUUGAAGGGAAGGUCUUCAAAGCACAUCGAAAUGUAUUAUUUGCUAGUAGCGGCUACUUUAAAAUGCUUCUUUCUCAGAAUUCAAAGGAGACAAGUCAGCCAACGACAGCUACAUUUCAGGCUUUCUCCCCUGACACUUUUACAGUUAUCUUGGACUUCGUAUAUUCUGGCAAACUGUCUCUUACUGGUCAGAAUGUUAUAGAAGUGAUGUCGGCUGCUAGCUUCCUUCAGAUGACUGAUGUCAUAAGUGUAUGUAAGACUUUUAUUAAAUCUUCCUUAGACAUUAGUGAGAAAGAAAAAGAUCGCUAUUUCAGUCUCUCAGAUAAAGAUGCCAAUUCUAAUGGUGUAGAACGUUCCUCUUUUUAUAGUGGUGGCUGGCAAGAAGGAAGCAGUUCUCCACGUUCUCACCUAAGCCCAGAGCAAGGAACAGGUAUAAUAAGUGGAAAAUCUUGGAAUAAGUAUAAUUUUCAUCCAGCCUCCCAGAAGAAUACUCAACAACCCUUGGCCAAGCAUGAACCAAGGAAAGAGUCCAUUAAAAAGACCAAACAUUUGAGAUUGUCACAGCCUUCUGAAGUUACUCAUUAUAAGUCAAGCAAACGAGAAGCACGAACAUCUGAUUCUUCCAGCCAUGUUUCCCAGUCUGAAGAACAAGCACAAAUUGAUGCUGAAAUGGACUCUCCUCCUGUUGGCUAUCAGUACGGUCAAGGAUCUGAUGUCACAUCCAAAAGUUUUCCAGAUGAUCUGCCCCGGAUGCGAUUCAAGUGCCCGUACUGCACACACGUGGUGAAGCGGAAGGCAGACCUAAAGCGCCACCUUCGCUGUCAUACAGGAGAAAGGCCCUAUCCAUGUCAAGCCUGCGGAAAAAGAUUUAGCAGACUAGACCAUCUAAGUAGCCAUUUUCGAACA